Messenger RNA from Naumovozyma castellii, 3738 nucleotides. It is a transcript of the gene SSD1, whose product is annotated as mRNA-binding translational repressor SSD1. The transcript has a single exon. Bases 1 to 3738 code for a protein of 1245 amino acids. The record is from RefSeq and is a predicted model, not a curated record. Lineage: Eukaryota; Fungi; Ascomycota; Saccharomycetes; Saccharomycetales; Saccharomycetaceae.
AUGUCUAAAAAUAGCAACAAUAAUCGAAAUCAAGACACUAUCUUUGUUAAGACAACAGGUGGAGGUAAAAACGCCCCAAAGCAAAUCCAUGUUGCCCAUAGAAGAUCUCAAAGUGAAUUGACCAAUCUGAUGAUAGAACAAUUCACUUUGCAAAAGCAAUUGGAAACUGUUCAAGCGCAGCAACAACAAUUGCUCGCUCAACAACAGCAGCUGGCUCAUCAAACCGGCCAAUACAUUACUAAUAACAGUAAUAAUAACAAUACCGGGAAUAAUAUGAUGGCACCUCCUCAAUAUAAUACCAAUUUGGGAUCACCUAACGUUUCUGGCGGGAAUAGAAGUAGAUCUCAUUCUAGAAAUAAUUCCGGUUAUCAUCAAAACUCUUAUGAUAAUAAUAAUAAUAACAAUAAUAACAAUAACUUGACACCAAAUUACCAUAGAAAGACAGGUUCCCAAUCAAGUGUUUAUGGCCAUUCAAGAAGACAUUCUUUAGGAUUAAAUGAAGCUAAAAAGGCUGCAGCUGAAGAACAAGCUAAGAGAGUUGCAGGUGUCAAUGAACUUCCAACUAAUGUUGAUGUUAGAGUUGAAACUGCAUCUCCAGAUAUGAGUUCCACUGAACAAUCUUCAUUUAAGUUCCCAGCGGCCCCAGUUCCACCUCAACAACAUCGUCGUACUAAUUCUAAUUUGUCAUCACCUUCGUUCAAAUUCCCACCUGCAAUUAAUACACCAAUUAGUGCUCCUCAAGAAGAUGAUUUCAUUCAAACUUCAAGUACUCAUCGCCGGUCAAAAACCAGAAAUAAUGAACAAUCCCCAGGUAUAAAUUCUAACUGGAGAAAUCAAUCCCAAACCCAAUCUCAAAUUCAACAGCAACAACAACAAUCUCCAUACCGUCAUAGACAAACCAACUCAAAGGAUUAUAAUUCAUUUAAUAAUCUUGAACCACCUGCUUUCUUCCCAGGACAUUACCCUCGUGGAUCCAAUACAUCUGUGCAUAGUUUCACAUCUAACAAUGGAGGCAAUAAUGGCCGUAGAUCUCUAUUCGCUCCUUAUUUGCCACAGGCAAAUAUCCCUGAAUUAAUUCAAGAAGGUAGACUUGUUGCUGGUAUCUUGCGCGUGAAUAAGAAAAACAGAUCAGAUGCAUGGGUUUCAACUGAUGGCGCGUUAGAUUCUGAUAUUUAUAUUUGUGGUUCGAAAGAUCGUAAUAGAGCCCUUGAAGGUGAUUUAGUUGCUGUCGAAUUAUUAGUCGUUGAUGAUGUUUGGGGCUCUAAGAAGGAGAAGGAAGAAAAAAAGAGAAGAAAGGAUGCAUCUAGUCAACAUGAUAUCAUUCCUUUGAACAGUAAUGAUGAUUAUCAUAAUGAUGCCUCCGCAAAUGCGUUAAGUACUCCAUUUUUAGCACCACGUGCUAAUUCAGAUGAGAAUAGUCCAAUUUCUCCACGUAAGGGUGCCAAUUUAGAUUUCUUGAAUGAUAAAUCUCCAACUAAAUCUAGUAUCAAGAGAAGGAACUCUUUGAAGCAACGUCCAACCCAGAAGAAAAAUGAUGAUGUCGAAGUCGAAGGCCAAUCAUUGUUGUUAGUAGAAGAAGAAGAAAUCAAUGAUACAUAUAAACCAUUAUAUGCUGGUCAUGUGGUUGCUGUUUUAGACCGUAUUCCUGGCCAAUUGUUUAGUGGUACUUUGGGUUUAUUGAGACCCUCUCAACAGAGUAAUAAUGAUGGUAAACCUCCACAAUCUCCAAAGAUUGCAUGGUUUAAACCAACUGACAAAAAAGUUCCUUUAAUCGCCAUACCAACAGAUUUGGCACCAAAGGAUUUUGUUGAAAAUGCGGAUAAAUACGCUGAUAGAUUAUUUGUUGCUUCAAUUAAACGUUGGCCUAUAACUUCUUUACAUCCCUUCGGUGUUCUAGUCUCCGAAUUGGGUGAAAUUAAUGAUCCGAAUACCGAGAUCGACUCAAUUUUAAGAGAUAAUAACUUCUUGUCUAAUGAAUAUUUAGAUAUGAAAGAUCCUACUAAGGAGAAAGCAAUAUUCCAGGCAUUAACGAUCUCAGAGGAAGAUUUAGCCGCUAGAAAGUCAUUUACAAACAGAGAACAAUAUAAUAUUAUGGCAAUUUCUGAAAAGCAAUCUCUCUCAGAAUUUGCCAUACAUGUUAGAAAUAAAGAUGAAAGCACUAUUGAAUUAGGUUGUCAUGUAGUUGAUGUCACCUCAUAUAUUGAAGAGAACUCAUCCCUGGAUAGAAGAGCAAGAAAGAGAUCGUCGGGUGUCUUUAUGCCACAGAAAUCAGUAGAAUUAUUACCCAGAGCUGUCAAUAAUAGCAUAACUCUAGAAGCAAACAAAGAAUCUGCAACUAUCUCGGUGGUGUAUGAUAUUGAUAUAAAUUCAUUCCAGAUUAAAUCUACUUGGAUAGGUGAAUCUGUUAUCAAACCAUCCACGCUAUUAUCAAUUGAUGAAAUUGAUAGACGCUUGAAAUCGGCAAAAAUCGAUCCAUAUAUUUCUUUGGUUAAAAAUAUUGCUACAUCUCUCUAUGCUACCAGAAUUAACUUUCCCGAAGCAUCAUUAGAACCUGCGCUAUCAUUAUUUGAAAGUCUUGAUGAUGAAAAGGUGAAAGUAGACUUGAAUAUAUUCGAUAGAAGUCUAGGUUUUAGUGUUAUUAACGAACUUCAAAGAAAGGUUAACAGUACAGUCGCCGAAAAAAUUUACGAAAAACUAGGAGACUCUUCAUUCCUAAGAAGACAAGUGCAACCAAUUUCUACGAAGAUUGCUUCUUUCAAGAAUAAAGUUCUAAAGUUUGGCAUAAAUAUCGAUAUCACCUCAACUGAUACAGUCAUCCGUUCCAUCUUAGAUAUUGAAGAUCCUGACAUUAGAGUAGGUGUAGAGAUUUUAUUAUUUAAGACGAUGUCAAGAGCAAAGUACUUUGUUGCAGGUAAGGUGGAUCCAGACCAGUAUGGUCAUUACGCCCUAAACUUGCCUAUCUACACUCAUUUUACGUGUCCAUUGAGGAGAUAUGCGGAUCAUGUUGUCCAUAAGCAAUUAAAGUCAAUUAUACGCGGCGUUCCUUAUAGUGAGGAUAUUGAUUCUCUAAAAAUCACCUCAGAAUAUUGUAAUUUCAAGAAGGAUUGUGCAUAUCAAGCACAAGAGCAAGCAGUUCAUUUAUUGCUCUGUAAAACAAUUAAUGAUAUGGGUAAUGCUACUGGUCAAUUACUAACAAUGGCAACUGUUUUACAGGUUUACGAGUCUUCAUUCGAUGUCUUCAUUCCAGAAUUUGGUAUUGAGAAAAGAGUUCAUGGGGACCAGCUACCAUUAUUUAAGGCUGAGUUUGACACUGGAAGUAGAAUCCUGGAACUCCAUUGGCAACCUGGUGUUGAUAGUGCAACUUUUGUGCCGGCAGAUGAAAAGAAUCCAAAAUCGUAUAGAAAUUCGAUUAAAAACAAAUUUAGAUCUACGACAGCCGAAAUUGCUAGUAUGGAAUUGAGUUCUAAUAGUAGAGCUUCUGUAAGUGAUUCACUAGCCAAAGAGUUUGCAGAUUUACAUUUAUCGGUUCCACAGCUGAGAUUACCCGAGAAGAACGCCAGGGUGAGUGAUCCAUUAGAUCAAUUCCUUUCUACUGCUGUUACAAGAAAAGAAGAUGAUAAUUGCAUACAGGAAAUUCAUGAACUUCAGAAGAUUCCUAUUCUACUAAGAGCUGAGGUGGGGAUGGCAUUGCCUUGUCUUUCUGUUCGUGCACUUAACCCAUUUAUUAAGAGGGAAUAG